GAGAGAGGGAGAGAGUGAGAGAUUUUACCAACUAGUUUCGCAAACCACGCAUAUCUUUAAGCUGACGGAGGCACUUCAGCGAGUCAGAACGAGCCCUGCAGACUGACACCAACAUGAGUAAAACAUUUCUCCACUUUGACAGCGAAGAAACACGUCACCACGCGCUCCAGAGCGCCGGUGUGCCCGUCUCCAGCGCGGACCUCCAGCUUAAACUGACGGAAAACAAGAGCGGCCUGGGGAUGGAGAACGGCACUGGGAAGAAACUCAUAGAGAUAACUGGACCGGCUUUAUCCAAAAGAAAACUUCUGGUCGGCUUAGACCUGCUCUGCCUCUUUCUUGCUUCCAUCCCUUUAUUUGCAUGUGAGCUAAAGGCACUGAGUCCUUACAGAAGAGGCUUCAUUUGUGGGGACCCCAGCAUCACGUAUCCUUACCUGCACAGAGAAGCCAUACCAGAUGAAUUACUCAUCACAGGUGGCAUCAUCAUCACCGGCCUCACUAUCGCCCUCGGCGAGUGUUAUCGGGUGCGUUUCCACGGUGUCAGCUCGAAGGCCUUUGUGAGGAACGUAUACGUUUCGUGCCUGUACAAGGAGCUGGGGUGCUUCCUGUUUGGAUGUUGUGUUGGCCAAUCACUGACCAACAUGGCCAAGCUCAGCGUGGGACGGCUGCGACCGCACUUCCUGUCAGUGUGCGGCAUUACCUAUGCAUCACUCAACUGCACACCUGGGACCUACAUUGAAACAGUGACUUGUCGCCAGCCUGACCACCAGUUAGAGGAGGAAGCCAGGAAGUCCUUUUUCUCGGGCCAUGCUUCUUUUGCGAUGUUCACAAUGCUCUAUUUAGCUUUUUACCUGCAGGCACGGCUGACGUGGCGCGGAGCUCGGCUGCUGAGACCCAUGCUGCAGUUUUUCUUGAUUAUGCUGGCAAUCUACACAGGCCUGACCCGUAUCUCAGACUACAGGCACCACCCGUCUGAUGUAUUAGCAGGCUACAUACAGGGAGCUCUCACUGCCUACUGGGUGGCGGCUGCACGGAAUUGCUUCCUGCUGUGUCGACCUCUCCACUACCUCAGCAUUCACCUGUAG
Messenger RNA from Neolamprologus brichardi, 1082 nucleotides. The record is from RefSeq and is a predicted model, not a curated record. NCBI's taxonomy places the organism in Eukaryota, Metazoa, Chordata, Actinopteri, Cichliformes, Cichlidae.